AUGACAUGUAAAUUAAACUGGAGUAUUCGAUCAGAUGAUGAUGAAAAUUCACACCAAAGUUUAUUGUCAGAUUGUGAUUUCGACUAUGAUCAUAAUCCAUUGCGACGAAGAUAUGCGAAUGAGAAACGAUCGAUUUUAGCGUUGAACACCUUAGCAAUCAAUCGAUAUGAACCACCGACGGCAAGAUUACGAACGAAGCCAAUUGGUUUUUCGCAACCUACUAAGAACCUAUUUCUGACGAAUCCAGUUCUAUUUUCAAAACAAUCACCAUUCGAUAAUCGUUUUGUGAACAUUCCAUCUGAUAGUAUCAAUUCACUAGCCGAUCGGUUAGACAAAUGUAGCUUAGAUGAAAAUAAUUUAAAUAAGAACUCUUGUUGGUCGUGUCAUCACUCUAAACGUCAGAUAAAUCCAUUUUCUGCACCCCGAACGUCACGCUUAUUUAUUCAAUCCAAAACAACAACGACUUUAUUCGAUCAAGAUCAUACAAAACUGUGGUCUCGCACUUUCUCUACAACUUCAACUAUUCCAGAGAAUCAACCAAUCGAUUCUCCUCGAAAAGAUUCUCCUGAACAAUCGUUGUUAACAGAAGAAGAUUCUCUACCUAAUCAUUCAUUCCUAUCAAAAAUCUUCUUUUUAUUAAUCAUAUUUAUGUUUGGUCUUGUGCUUGGUUAUCUCUUCACCCAUGUAUUCCCAUCCACUGUUCUUUAUCAAUGGUUCAUUCGUGCGUGGAAUCAUGUAAUUCGAUUAAGUAUCGAAUCUCUUGAAGCGUGUCUCAGAUAUGUCUUUUCAUUUUAA
Molecule: messenger RNA, 795 nt
Organism: Adineta ricciae
Lineage: Eukaryota; Metazoa; Rotifera; Eurotatoria; Adinetida; Adinetidae
Source: the annotation of a GenBank genome assembly